CUUCGAUCAUUUCCCCAGUGACUACCGAACGGUCUUCCCACCCGCAAGUUCAUUGUCAAUUGCCAUAAACACUCUUUGACACCUUUUCAUCUUGUCCCUUUCUUCUUCUUGGGUAGAAAACAAAUUCGCAUGGCUUGCGGUUUAGGUCAAUUGAUCUUGAACAUCACAGAGAGAGCUAGUUCUUGAGAACAGCAAUCAGCGCGUGUACAAAAGCCGCCGCGUAUUCUGUUGCGCUGUAUACGAUAGAUCUAAGCGCAGUUAUAAUCUAGCCGAAAGAAUAAUAUUAAACUUGGAUAAUAAUAAAGAACCUCGAAAAUUCAGGUGAUAUAUUGUAUGAGUCUGAUCAAGGUUCGACUAUCCAUGAUGCUCUCCCUACCGCUCAUCACACCCCGCGAUUCCCAUGAACUCUGGUUCGGAUUCCCCCAACCUUAUCGUGCCUCAUCCCAACACCAAACAAAUGGAGAGACGCAAGGAAGCCUCCGCCGCAAUGGUAACAAUACCAUGAAUGUACGUCCGUUUGUCACGUCCGCCACCACCGGUAAUGCCUUAUCGUCAUUAGUCGUCGAAGAACGUGCGCUCCGUGCUCGCAAGAACAACAUCGCCUCUUUCGGUUACUCGUGGAUCAAACCUGCGGGAUGCACCAAGACCAUGCUGGGUAUGAAAGAGGAAGAGGCGGAGAGGGAGGAAGCACUAGCUGCGGCAGCUGCAGAGAUGGCAGCGGUCACUACGGUAGCCGAGGCCGAAGCGGGAGCUGCAGGGAUAAAUGGGCUCGACCCACAGCAUGAUGGACAGGAUGACACGGGGAUGGAGAGGGACUUGGACGAUGAUAUUCCUGACGCAGAUGCAGAGGGUCUCGUGGAGGAAGGAGAGGAGGGUCUGGAAGAGGAUGAUGUUGUUGACGAGGAGGGAUACAUGGAACGAGAUCUGGACGAUGAUAUUCCUGAAGCGUUCCCUGAUGAUGACGAUGACGACCAUCAAAUCGAGGACGAUUUUGAUAACCAGCCAGACUUAGAUGAUGACAUUCCCAGUGCUGGAGACAUGGAUGAGAUAGAUGACAUGAGUGAGGAAGACAUGGGCCGCGAUUUGGACGAUGAUAUCCCUGAGGCUGCAGAGAACCAGUCCGACCAAGAAGAUGAAUGGCAACAUACCGAUACAGAUGCCGAACUUGAUGACGAGGAUGAGGCCAGUUUCUCGCAUGAUCUUUUUACUGAAAAUCUCCGAGCCAGUACAGCUAGCAUUCAUGGUCUACCUCCAGCACCUGCUCGCGUUCAAGAGACAGAGGCCCAACGCCGGUUCCUCCAGCGUUGGAGUGGCGGCGGCGAUGUAUUUGACACAAGCGGCAUGAUGAUCGAUGAAGAUGACCUACAUGCAUCUGUUACUAGUCAAGGUAGUCGACGAAGCUUGUUCAGCAGAUUCCCCAGACGACGAGCUGAGGGACCUAGGGAUAGUAUUGACUAGACCCCACUGAUGGCUAGGUCAUCCUAUAUAUUGGCAAAUUUAUCUAUAAUUGGGCUAUCUUUUAGGGUUGUAUGGCGUACUGAAUGCAGGCACAGGUCACAGAUUGUACAUUUGGUGUUCAGUACAAGAAGAUUUUGGGACUAGUGACGCUAAGCUGUUUUGAAGUACCUAAUACCUUUGGUUGUCUUCCUUCUAUCAAUAGACUAUACGGUACGGACUAGACUUGCCUAUUGCACUGUCGCUGC
This is a messenger RNA of Aspergillus caelatus, 1703 nucleotides long. RefSeq lists its product as uncharacterized. The transcript is spliced from 2 exons. The record is from RefSeq and is a predicted model, not a curated record. Gene Ontology annotation, cellular component: anaphase-promoting complex. Lineage: Eukaryota; Fungi; Ascomycota; Eurotiomycetes; Eurotiales; Aspergillaceae. Gene Ontology annotation, biological process: anaphase-promoting complex-dependent catabolic process. Bases 334 to 1458 code for a protein of 374 amino acids.